GUCUCCCUUAACAACCCCGGGCUCCUCCCCUUCCGACUAAACUGUACUUUGGUCAAACUGUUGGAUAGCCGAUGACCGACUGGGCCCCGGGGUCAGCGUCGAUAAUUAAUAAAAGUGUCCUCGCAUAAUACCGGCGUCAUGCCGAGGAAGAGGGUCGUCCAGCGCGACGGGUCGUCUUCCGCUGCCGGAAAAGUCCAGGGCUCCGCCAAAGUCCAGACGAAGGGGAAACCGUCCCGAUGGUGGCUGACAGGAGGAGUGUCGGCCGUCUUUGUCAUCGUCUUUUUGUCGCCUUACUUGCAGAAAAAAGUCCCAGAAUUAAUCCAGCACCUUGUUUACGCUCACAGAAUCAGGGUGCCUUUCUUUGUUGACCUCAGUCGACCCGCUGAUCGCUCCCUUAAUCACACCAUCAACAUGUACUUAACAUCAGAAGUAGGAAUCUCUCUUGGGGUAUGGCACACUGUUCCUGAAAGACUUGGGAAAGAGGCUCACGGGAAGGACUUGGCAUGGUACCAGAACGCUUUCAGGGACGGGAGUCCAGUUUUCAUAUAUCUUCAUGGGAACACCGGCACAAGGGCAGAAACUCAUCGGGUGGGAGUGGCGAAGGUACUGAGUGCGCUGGGUUACCACGUGCUGGUGCCGGACUACAGAGGGUUCGGAGAUUCCACCGGGGAGCCGACUGAAGCCGGCCUGACGACCGAUGCCCUCUACUUAUACAACUGGGUCAAAGCCCGCAGCGGAAACAGCCUGGUCAUCGUCUGGGGACACUCUCUUGGCACCGGAGUGGCCACAAACACUGCAGUAAAACUGAGUGAGCAAGGGAAGGAUGUCCCGGCUGUGAUGCUGGAGGGCACAUUCAAUACUGCUCGACAGCCGAUACUGGUCCAUCCUUUUACCUGGUAUUACUGGAAGUUCCCGGGCAUUGGGUACUUUUUCCCCGAGCCGUGGGCGGAAAACAAGAUCGUCUUUCCGACUGAAGAGAAUUUGAAGAAGAUGACAUGUCCAAUCCUGUUCCUUCAUGCAGAGGACGACCAAAUUCAGGUUGCUCAGCAGCUGUACGAGGUCGCAGCGAGUGCCCAGAAUGCAGAGCGAGUCAAGCUGGUGUCGUUUGACGGCUCUCUGGGGUAUCUGCACAACGGCUUAUAUCGGGACCCCCUUCUGCCCGACAUCAUAAAGAAGUUUGUGCUGUCCUUAUAAUGUCGGAAAGACGGCUGAAGAAGGAAAAACGUGCCAGUUUGAUCAAGAACUCCAUUUGGAUGUUUCGCUUUGUCUUGACGACUGCGCAUGUGCUGCACAAGCGUGUGAUUUGCUUUAAAUUUAACCAUUUUUUUUAUGAAUCCAAAAUCUUUGUGUCGAUCCAUGUUUGCCUUCGGAGCACCUCGGAAGCCGAACGGUUACCGUGCACGCCCGAUGGCUGCAACCUCGCACUGUUAUCAGUCUGUCUUUACGCAGUCAUCUGUCUCAGGAAAAAGAAGAAGCCAUUGUUGCAUCAGGUUUCCUCUACUGGGCAUUGUUGUGUGGUGAUAAUGCUCAUCUGUAAUACUGAAUAAUGAGUUUGGUAAUCCGAGGCUUAAGAUUUCUCGUUGUCAGUGACAUCUCAGAACAAUACAAGGAGAGCAGCUGGCGAAAUGUUUGUGGCUUUGAGAAAAAAAGAAAAUGUUUUAACCACAUAGUACGCAGCACUGCAUUGGGCAUUCAGAUAUGUGCCGGGAUCUUAGUUCACAUUUUAUUGCUGUUUCAUUCCAAUAAAUGUGGCAACUGCCUGUGCCAACCAGCA
This is a messenger RNA of Cyclopterus lumpus (lumpfish), 1774 nucleotides long. RefSeq lists its product as uncharacterized. The transcript has 13 exons. Gene Ontology annotation, cellular component: endoplasmic reticulum membrane. Gene Ontology annotation, biological process: monoacylglycerol catabolic process; phosphatidylserine catabolic process. The record is from RefSeq and is a predicted model, not a curated record. Gene Ontology annotation, molecular function: phosphatidylcholine lysophospholipase A1 activity; monoacylglycerol lipase activity. Bases 139 to 1194 code for a protein of 351 amino acids. NCBI's taxonomy places the organism in Eukaryota, Metazoa, Chordata, Actinopteri, Perciformes, Cyclopteridae.